CUCUCCACCGGGCCCAGAUGUCCGCGGCACAAACCAUCACAGUUGCCUCAAUUUUACAAUUGCCAUUGAGUCACGACGAUGGCUCCCUGUGAACUUGGAGUUUCUCCUUGAGUAUCUUCAGGCCUCGAGCUGUUCCGCCCGCAUUUUGAAGCACCGCUGCAGCCAUGUUCGUCCACACAAUCCCCAGAUCGGCUGGGUCGCGUGCCUUGAACACCGUCCUGAAUCUCACCACACCAUCCUCGCGAACAAUGGCCUCGGCCCGUCGCACCACCCGCGAGAAGAUCCCAUCCUCCGCGAUCCGCAUCUUGCGAACCGUCGACUCCGUGCGGGCAUGGCGCCGGCCGCAUCUCCUCGACCAUCGCCUCGUCUCUCUCGUGCCGACCAUGGGCGCCCUGCACCGGGGCCAUCUCUCGCUGAUCCGCGCCGCCGCCCGAGACACCCACCACGUCGUCGUCUCCAUAUACGUGAACCCAGCGCAGUUCGGCGUCAAGGAGGAUCUGGCCAGCUACCCCAUUACCUGGGAGUCAGACUGCCGGAUCCUGGCCGAGCUGGACCGCGAGCUUGCCGACGACGGUGAGAACUUGGGACGCAUAAGCGCUGUAUUCGCGCCCACGACCGCCGAUAUGUACCCUUCUGGCUUUCCCGGACAGGAGGUGGACUCCAAGGGCUCCUUCGUCACGCUGACGCCUGUGGGAGAGGUGCUAGAAGGCGCAAGCCGGCCAACUUUCUUUAGGGGUGUUGCGACCGUGUGUAUGAAGUUGUUUAACAUCGUGCAGCCCGAAAAGGUGUACUUUGGUCAGAAGGACGUCCAACAGACCGUCGUAAUACGCAAGAUGGUCAAGGACUUCGCCAUGCCUAUUGACGUGCAGAUUGGUGAGACAGAAAGGGAGGCCGAUGGCUUAGCGCUGAGCUCCCGAAAUGUGUACCUCGGCCAGAGAAGGAGAAAGGCAGCCACGGUACUCAGCCAAGCUUUGAAGGCGGCCGAGAAGGUGUAUGCGGGCGGAAGGAGAGACCGGGAGUCUAUAUUAGGCGCUGCUACCAGAAUCACCACAGACACGCUCAACCAACAAAUGGCCUUGAGCCCAGAAGAGAGGGUGAAAUAUGAGGUUGAUUAUAUUGCUCUCUCCGACCCAGAAACAAUGGAAGAGCUCACAGAGGUUGACUCGAGCAAGGGCGGCAUCUUGAGUGGUGCAGUCAAGAUGUUACCGGUCGAGUCACCACAACCUGGAGAAGACCUAGGACAUAGCGGCGGCCCGCCAGUCAGGCUUAUUGACAACAUUGUGCUGAAGCCGACUGCUUGAGAACCUGGAUUCUAGAAUAGAUUUAUACCCAUAACAGCAAUAAACCGUAAAAUCUUUAAAAUCAAA
Molecule: messenger RNA, 1367 nt
Organism: Truncatella angustata
Lineage: Eukaryota; Fungi; Ascomycota; Sordariomycetes; Amphisphaeriales; Sporocadaceae
Product: pantoate-beta-alanine ligase-like protein
Exons: 1
Coding region: 165-1301 (378 amino acids)
Biological process (GO): pantothenate biosynthetic process
Molecular function (GO): pantoate-beta-alanine ligase activity
Source: RefSeq, a predicted model, not a curated record